AUGUCACAACACGAGAAGUAUUUGAGUGAUCUUGCUGAAUCCUUUGUUAUGAAACCAAGGGUUGCAUUUGCCAAAAGAUUUAAUACAAUUUCUUUCAAAAUUCUCCUUCGUCUUGAGAGUGAGCUACUUGAGAUUGAAAGCCGUGGAUUUCAGGAUAUGCCAGGCGAUGCGACAUCCACUAGUCUCGGCUCUCCCACGAGUUCUCAACCAUCGUCGACAGGCCCAACACGUCAAGCUGGGGGCAGUGGAGAACAGUUAGCAACAUUUGAUGAAGUGCGCAAGAAGAUGGAAACGUACCAAGACUUUCUUCUUCGGUUUAUCAAGCUAUACAGCUUAAAACCUAUGGACUACGUCGACCGUAACGCACUCCACCAUCAUUUAGCCAAUUUACGUGUAUCUGAGAUAGCUCCCGACACCUGGUCGGACACCAAUGACCUCGUUGGUGUCUGUACCACUCACCUCCCAAAACGAGACCGGUUUACCGAAAUGCUAAUAAAGGCUCUGUCUUGGAUUAUAAGUCAACCGCUUGUCGACAAAUUGUUGAAAGGUGAUGACGACAACGUUUACGCAAAUGAAGAGACGAUCGCAUCAUGUAUUGUUGUUUUCAAUGUUUGCAUUGCUUCACUCAUCAAUAUGAUGGCCUUGUUUGUUCUCUACGCGAUUCACUCGACCUUGGCGAAAAUAGGCACAAUUUGCGCCUUUUCCAUGCUCUUUAUGCUGUCUGGUCUGUUUUUCACCGGGGCUGAUCCUAUCAUGGUCUAUAGUUCCACUGCUGCGUAUUCGGCCGUCCUUGUUGUGUUCAUUGGCAAUGUCAACUGA
Molecule: messenger RNA, 819 nt
Organism: Talaromyces rugulosus
Lineage: Eukaryota; Fungi; Ascomycota; Eurotiomycetes; Eurotiales; Trichocomaceae
Exons: 4
Coding region: 1-819 (272 amino acids)
Source: RefSeq, a predicted model, not a curated record